CUCAGAACAAAAUUGAACUAUAAUCCUCCAAAGGAUGAUGGCUCAACAUACAAGAUUGAACUUGAAGGGAUAUCUGUUGAUACCAUGAAAGAGAUACUAGAUUACAUCUUCAGUGGGCAGAUCAGGCUAAAUGAAGAAACUAUCCAAGAUGUGGUACAGGCAGCUGAUCUCCUGCUGCUUACAGAUUUAAAAGCUCUCUGCUGUGAGUUUUUAGAAGGUUGUAUAGCUGCUGAGAACUGUAUUGGUAUUCGGGACUUUGCACUGCACUAUUGUUUGCAUCAUGUUCACUACCUUGCCUCAGAGUAUCUGGAAACUCACUUUCGAGAUGUCAGCAGCACAGAGGAAUUCUUGGAACUGACUCCCAAAAAACUGAAAGAAGUGCUGUCAAUGGAAAAGCUCAAUGUGGGAAAUGAAAGAUACGUCUUUGAAGCAGUGAUUAGGUGGAUUUCUCACGAUGCAGAAUCAAGAAAGGUUCACAUGAAGGAUGUUAUGUCAGCAGUGUGGGUUUCAGGCUUAGAUGCAACAUAUUUACGUGAGCAGAUGAUGAGCGAACCGCUGGUACGGGAGAUUGUCAAAGAAUGCAAUAACAUUCCCCUCACGCCACCGCAGCAGGGAGAGGCGAUGCUGGCCUCCUUCAAGCCCAGGGGUUACUCUGAGUGUAUAGUGACCGUGGGGGGAGAAGAAAGGGUGUCACGGAAACCCACCUCAGUGAUGCGGUGCAUGUGUCCUCUUUACGAUCCCAACAGACAGCUCUGGAUUGAACUUGCUCCUAUGAGUAUUCCGCGGAUCAAUCAUGGAGUAUUGUCAGCAGAAGGGUUUUUAUUUGUGCUUGGUGGUCAGGAUGAAAGCAAGGCAACGCUAAGCUCUGGAGAGAAGUAUGAUCCAGACACCAAUUCAUGGAGUUCCCUGCCGCCAAUGAAUGAGGCACGACAUAAUUUUGGUGUGGUAGAGAUUGAUGGAAUUCUGUAUAUUCUGGGAGGUGAGGAUGGUGAAAGGGAGUUGAUCUCUAUGGAGAGUUAUGACAUUUAUAAGCGGACCUGGACCAAGCAGCCAGACUUGACCAUGGUUAGAAAGAUUGGCUGCUAUGCAGCUAUGAAGAAGAAAAUCUAUGCAAUGGGUGGAGGCUCCUAUGGAAAACUCUUUGAAUCUGUGGAGUGUUAUGACCCUAGAACUCAGCAAUGGACAGCAAUCUGUCCUCUAAAAGAGAGAAGAUUUGGUGCAGUGGCCUGUGGAGUUGCAUCUGAGCUUUACGUGUUUGGCGGGGUCAGAAGUCGUGAUGACAGUCAGGCCAGUGAGAUGGUGACGUGCAAAUCUGAAUUCUAUCAUGAUGAAUUUAAAAGGUGGAUUUAUCUAAAUGACCAGAACUUAUGUAUUCCGACUAGUUCUUCUUUCGUGUAUGGAGCUGUGCCUAUUGGAGCCAGCAUUUAUGUGAUUGGAGAUCUUGAUACAGGUACAAAUUAUGACUAUGUUAGAGAAUUUAAAAGAAGCACGGGAACCUGGCAGCGCACUAAACCACUACUUCAAUCAGACCUUCGCCGUACUGGCUGUGCAGCUUUGCGGAUUGCAAACUGCAAGCUCUUUCGACUUCAGCUUCAACAAGGAUUAUUCCGCAUUCGUGUACAUUCUCCAUGAUCCCUGUGCUGGAAGUGGAGGAGACUGGAAGAGUUCUACGCAAUCCACCAUAAUAUAGCUCUAUAUAAAGGAAAAGCUGAGAAAUUGCAACUGAAACUUACACUGUAUGCUGUGCUUUGGUAUGGUAACUGUUUUUGUUUUAAAUGCUUAAAAAGCUUGAGUCUCAGUUCAUGUUUCAGGGACAAAUAACUCUACGUAUACAUUAAAAGAAGAGAUAUAAAAAUGAGAUAAGGAAACACCUUCAGUCCUAACCAUUUAGAGAGUUUAAACUGUGUUACCGAAGGAGUUUCUUUGUGUCUGAAACUGGGAAUUGGUAUUCCUUUGACAAAGUUUGUUGAAAGCAAAAACGAUUUAAGGUGCAUUUCCCCUGAGGGGAAUUGGUAAGAAUAAAAGUGCUAUCUUGGACUGGAUAGCUGUAAUGCACAGAAGCUAUAUGAAAACCAACCUCUCUGGUAUACUGCAAAGACUGUUGUUCGACGGUAAUGCCAUAGGAGAUGUUGGUUGUUGCACCAUUUAUUUCUAGUCCUUCCUCAAAAGUUAAGGUCUGUGCCUAAAAAUGGUGGAGGUGUACAUACGUUUUUCAUUCAUUUGCAAUGUUUUCAUUCCUAAGAAUAUUUUUAAUAUAUUUAAAAUGGACUAAUCUAAAACAGAUACAAUACACUACAGAUAAGCGAACUGUUUUUUCUACGCUGUCAUUUGAAUAGCCUGAUGCACUGGUAUACAGAUGGGUGGCAUGCGUUUCUGUGCAUUUUGGAGGCUGUUUUCUUGAAGUAAUGGAAAAAUAAUUGGAAAGGUUCAUGACAAUUGCUGCUCUUGGUAAAAGACAACAGGACUUGACAAAUUAGGUUGUGUUCCUUUUUACUUCAGAUUUGCAAACUAAGUAGGGUUUUUAAGACAGGAUUGUAGGAAGGUGCGUUUUAUCUCUAUUAGAACAAAGGUGGCAUGUGACAAGGAUGUAUUUGUUUUGCAGAAAGCAUGAAUUUUGUUCUGGUAGUUCAGGAAAAUCGUACAGCAACCUUAAAUUGGGAUCAAAAGCUGGUUUACUAAUGAUUUGUAUGCUAAGGUACAAACUCUUGUUUACUCCUGUUUGACUUUGAAAGCUGGGUUUUAUGGUGUGGUUAUAGUGAAGAAUUUAAUAUCUUGCAUUUUAUUUCUUGUUAAGUCUUGUUCACAUCAGUAGUGAUAUUUAGUUGACUUAUUCGUAGUGAAGAUCGGCUGGUAGAACGUUUUACCUCACUUCUUGAUUUCACUGUUGUUGUUUGUGAUAGGUGGGCUAUAACAUAUAUUUAUUUAAAAAGAACAAAAUGAGAGAUGGAAAUAGAAUUGAAAUUUCCUGCCCGUCAGAAAAAGAGACUUUGUAUUACCAGUAUUAUAACUACGUGUAGUACUUGCCAUUCUGCGCUUUUGUGGACCUCAGACAGAAGCCAGUCUUUGCCCUCAGUUUUUAUUAGUGUAAACGUUUUGUCAUCUUCAUCGAAUUAUUUUAUAGAUCUGCUGAGGUAUACAAUCCCAAACUAGUACAAAAUAAUACUAUCUAAAUAUUCCUUUAGGAGACAUUCUAAAACUUACUCCUGCUCAUAAUCCUUCCAUAAUGCUGAUUCCUAGUCGGAAUUACUCCGGUUCUGAUCGGGGUGGAGUGGGAAAGGGGCAGCAGCUAACCCAUUGACCACUAUUUAUUUUUUAUUUUUUGUAAUGCGGAAGUGCUGCAAGACUUGAACUAUAUACAUCCAUUUUCUGGACUAUAUUAGUUGGCAUAUUGAAAAUUAUAUAUAUUUAUGCACUGCAGUAAACUUGGGGUGUGUGUGUGUAUAUAUAUAUGUCUUAAGAUUUUAAAUUUAUAUAUAAUGCUUUAUUACAGAAAUGUGAACCACUAAUUCUAUCUUCAGCUGUCCUGUGAAAUCUCAAGUGCUGUUAGGUUAUCUGUAAAGCAUCCCCUUUUUUGAAAAUUUCGCAUUGUUUAAUUUUUUUCUUGAACAAGUACCGAAAUUCCAUAUUCAAAAGUGAUCAAAUUAAAUGUUUCCAAGUAUCUAUUUCACUUUUGAGCUUAGUUUUGUAAGUGGCUUAGAAAACUUCUGAAAAUGUUAUUUAAAAUAUUGCAGGCUGCUGUCUGAGUCCCUGUAGCUCCCCAGUCCAUUUGAGGGCAUUCAGCAUCCAGAAAAACUAAAUAAUAAAUACACACAAUAACAAAUCAUGUGUACAUUAGCAGUGUUUUGCAGUUAAAGGUAGUGAACUAAAUGUUUACACUUAGAGUAGGAUUAACAGUAGGUUUUCUUACUUAAAAAAAAAAAAAAAAGGAAAAUAAAGGAAACAAAAAUCUUCUGGUAAUUGGAGUGUGUUGCUAAGACACUCAAUUAGGCUUGACCAAGAAGCUUAAAUCCUGUCACUUGAAAUAGUUGCAAACUUAAUUUCAUAGCGUACAUAUACUCCUAUAGCUCACUCCAAGGUUGGAGAUUGGGGGCCAAAUCCCUAGAGACACUGUCACCUUAAGUUUCAGGUACAUAAGUUGAAGAUCUAGUACUCAUUCAAUCUCACAAUUGGCGUUCUUGGUUCUGCUUUCAAGCAAGGAGUUGAACCAGAUUUCCAGUAUGGAUUAAUCGGUGGUUUUAAAAUCCAUGUUGCCUCACUACCUGCCAAACCCUCCUAGGGCUUAAAGUUGCAGUUUUAGGGGCUUGCUAUAGUUUUGUGACCGGAGUUGUUAACUUGAGGCCACUCAAGGGGAGCACUGGUGCUGCCGGUACCCUGCUGCUGCUCCCCUUGGCCUGGCCCAGGCCCAUGGCAGCUGGGACUGCUCGGGAGCCCUGAGAAAACUCACGCAGCAAAAGCAAACUGGAGAGUUCUCUUCUGAGCUAGUGAGUUGGAUCGGCUCCCAGAGAGCUGGUGCGAGGAUGGGAACAUGAGGUUCAAAGCAGAGGAAGAUGAAGUGUGAAGCAGUAGAGCAGGACGGGAGGCCGGACCUGCCCCUUUGGGUGGCAGCAUGCCAUCGAUCAGCAACCUGUGCUCCUGCUGAGGAACCGGGAGGAAAGCUGUCUGCAUCUGCAUGCUGCUGGGUUGCUCUGACCCCUUUUUACAUUGCAGCCUAGGUAGGGGAUGGGGAUGGUUCUCCAACUGCUUUGUCUGCGGGGCGGAUCAGUAGAUGACCCAGACUAGCUUGUGGGUGUGUGUGGGAGAAAAAGGGGUGUAUGUCUCUGGGGAUCUGGAGAACAUAUAUCUGUCCAGCUCUAGUCCAGUGAUGAGUGUAUCUUUUGGGAAGUGAAAUAACCAGGUUUUGGUUCCCUCCCAGUUUGGAGCGGGGUUUAGAAACCAAGGUUCCCCUUUCUCCAGGGAGCGUCUGGUGGUUUGGGUGGUUGUGUAUAGCGAGAUGGAUGGCUACCUCUUUCUGGCUUUCUUUGGGAAAGAGAGAGUCUGCUCCAGCAGCAGAGGGAGGAUUUGAUACCAGAGGUCUUUGGUGGAGGGAGGCAACCAGCCCAGGCCACUGCGAGGUAGGAUAUCUCACUGAUGAACAGCUCUAGGAUCUGCUCUUAAAGGUCACCAGCCUGGCUGUCCUGGAUCUUCCUGGCUACCGCAUAGCCCUUCAUAAGAUGACUGAACCACGCGUGAAGCAACUCAUGAAUUUUCCCAGUUUGCAGUUGCAAUUUUCCCGGUGUUUGGGCUGUUUAGAAACUUGUUUAAGUUGUCCUUGCUAGGCACAGUAGCCUUGACAGCAUUGAUUCACUGCUGCUCGUGGAUCAGCACUCUUGAAUCUAGCCAGUUCCCUCAGGUUAUUUUUUAGACAUUUUUCUUAGCUAACUCUGUGUGCAAUCUGCUGGUUUCUGAGGAUCAUGUUUUCGAGCAUCUCGUCUUCUCCACUGAUUUACUGAACUGGCUGCCUGGUUAGGCACUGUGAGUUCACCGUGGCAUUGAAAGAUGUUCUUGAGGCCAAUGCGUAUAUCACUUAAGAGUGCUGCUUGCUUUGUGCGCACAGAGCCUAGAAGAUGGCAAUAGUGGAGCCUUUUUUUUCCCUCCUUCACUCCAGCUCUUACUACAAUUUCCCCCCAGAAGUUCAUUUUGCCUUCCUUUUUGCACAUGCCACAGAUUACUUCUGGAAAAGUAAAUUGAGAACUUAAGGAUGAAGAACAAAAAUUUGACCUUACAAACGGGGGAAAAGAGAUAUCAUACGGACGCUUUUGUGUCCUCCGUGCUUGUUUGACACAUAUAGUCUUGUGGCUCCUUAGAGCAGAAGGUGAUUACUGCUGUGCCCCUCAAAACAGAAGUAAAGGUAUAAUGCAUGAAAGCGCACAUAAAAACAAAACUUCUAGGUUUCAUUCCAGGGGUCCUCCCAGCAGUGGAAGAGGCAUGCAGCAGGCUUGGUCUCCGUGCCUUGACCAGCCUGAGUUGAGAGACACUUGCGCUCGCGAAUGUUCAGUGUUGGACUGGACUUCAGAAUCACGUCCACUUUGUUUUCCUAGCCCUGAGGAAGGGGCAUCCUGCAGAGCUUUCUGUUUUAUUAGACCGCAGUGAGAUCUGUCUGUCUUUAAAUGUUUUAUCAGCUAUUCCUCAAGUCGUAGUUAUUGUGAAAAUGCUGUGUUAACCUGGCUGUUUCUGGUCAAGUGACUUGUGGUAUCUUUGAGGGUACCCUGUCUUUAAACUGAA
Messenger RNA from Struthio camelus australis, 6261 nucleotides. Lineage: Eukaryota; Metazoa; Chordata; Aves; Struthioniformes; Struthionidae. The record is from RefSeq and is a predicted model, not a curated record.